CAGGUUGGGACGUCCCUGUCAACUCCAGAAGGAAGCGGCUGUGAUCAGGAGCCGAGCGAGCCGCACGAGCUUCUCCGAAACAAACCUGAACGUUUUCUUAGACUUUCUCCGCCGGACGGCGACAAGUGGCACUUUCUCCACAGGAGGGGUUGUCGAGUUUGUGGGGGAGAAUUAAAGCAACUGAGGCGUCCAGUUUCCCAAGUUGUUCUCCGCUCACCUCAUCAUGGCUUCAACGACCUGUACCCGGUUCACCGACGAGUACCAGCUGUACGAGGAGCUCGGGAAGGGGGCGUUCUCUGUGGUGAAGCGCUGCAUGAAGAUUUCCACGGGGCAGGAAUACGCUUCCAAAAUAAUCAAUACCAAAAAGCUGUCAGCCAGGGACCACCAGAAGCUGGAGCGAGAGGCGAAGAUCUGCCGCCUGCUCAAGCACGCCAACAUUGUGCGGCUGCAUGAAAGCAUUUCAGAAGAAGGAUUCCACUAUCUGGUCUUUGACCUAGUGACCGGUGGCGAGCUGUUUGAGGACAUCGUUGCCAGAGAGUACUACAGCGAAGCCGAUGCCAGUCACUGCAUACAGCAGAUUGUAGAAAGUGUAAAUCACUGCCACGUACAUGGCAUAGUGCACAGGGACCUUAAGCCAGAGAAUUUACUCUUAGCCAGCAAGUUGAAGGGGGCAGCAGUCAAACUGGCAGACUUUGGCCUGGCCAUUGAGGUGCAGGGAGAACAGCAGGCAUGGUUCGGUUUUGCCGGUACACCGGGGUACCUGUCUCCAGAGGUGCUGAGGAAAGAUCCAUACGGCAAGCCAGUAGACAUGUGGGCCUGUGGUGUGAUCCUCUACAUCCUCCUGGUGGGAUACCCUCCAUUCUGGGAUGAGGACCAGCACAGACUCUACCAGCAGAUCAAAGCUGGAGCUUAUGAUUUCCCGUCUCCUGAGUGGGACACAGUAACUCCAGAAGCUAAAGACCUGAUCAACAAGAUGCUCACCAUUAACCCAGCCAAGAGAGUGACGGCCACCGAUGUACUCAAACACCCCUGGAUCUGUCAACGCUCCACUGUGGCCUCCAUGAUGCACAGACAGGAGACGGUGGAGUGCCUGAAGAAGUUCAACGCGAGGAGGAAACUCAAGGGUGCUAUCCUGACUACUAUGCUGGCCACUCGCAACUUCUCAGUAGCCAAGAGCCUGCUGAACAAAAAAGCGGAUGGCGUCAAAAUCAACAACAAGACCAAUGUGGUCACCAGUCCCAAACAGCCCGUCCCCACUCUGGAGCCUCAAACCACUGUUAUCCACAACCCAGCUGAUGGAAACAAGGAGUCCAGUGAGAGCGCCAACACCACCAUUGAGGACGAGGACGUGAGAGCUCGUAAGCAGGAAAUCAUUAAAGUCACGGAACAGCUGAUCGAGGCCAUCAACAAUGGAGACUUUGAAGCUUACACGAAAAUCUGUGACCCAGGUCUCACGUCCUUUGAACCCGAGGCCUUGGGCAACUUGGUGGAGGGCACCGACUUCCACCGAUUCUACUUUGAGAACGCUCUGUCCAAGGGGAAGCAGCCCAUUCACACCAUCCUGCUCAACCCCCACGUCCACCUGAUCGGGGACGAGGGGGCUUGCGUCGCCUACAUCCGCCUCACGCAGUACAUGGACGGCGGCGGCGUGCCACGCACCGCGCAGGCGGAGGAGACGCGCAUCUGGCAGCGCCGCGACGGCAAGUGGCAGAACAUCCACUUCCACCGCUCGGGCGCUCCCACCGUGCCCGCCAAUUGAGGACACGUCCAGCCUGCAACAGUCCGACAAGCUACCGAGUGUCCGUCAAGUCCCUCAGCCAAUCCCUGCCCACACUAGCUAGAGCUCCGCCCUCUCAGUGUGAUGUUUACAUAUUAUCACCGCUGGGACCGAAAAUGAUUGUACAUGUUGAAGUUUUCACCCUCGGUUUUUUCUUUUCUUCAACAUGUACAAUAACAUUUUGUAGUGAGAGUGUGUGGUGUUGCAUUAUGGGAGUUUUAUAGAUAAGUAUGUUUAAAAUAGAGGAGCCAGAUGAUUCAUUUUUAUUUGCCUGUUGAAAUAUGUGAAACUUCCACCUUUUGUUUUGAAUAGUGCACAUAUUGAGCUGUUGUGAUGUUUUUGCCUUUCGGCACAAUGACCAAUAAAUGCCACAUAUCGGCUUAUGACAAUCUAUCAAAGGUUAAUAAGCGUGCUUUAGUUUUAGUGGCGUGCUUUGAUAAUCGAUGUGAAUCUCUCUUUGAUUAAUCUUUAUCAGUAUCCAUAUGAACUGAGUCGGCUCAUUUUACAGAAAUAGUAUGUUUACAAGGAAUUUUAACUUCAUGUUUUAUAAGGGAAAAUCAAUUGAAACGUGUUUUUGAGCAUCAUCACAGAAUAAUUGUAUCGAUAAGAUAGAAUGUAUAAAUUACAGUUCUGCCACUCUUUCCAGUCGAAUCACAUUUUCAUACAUUAAGGAACUAAUGUGAUUUUUAUUUGAUAUUGUAAUGUCGAUGCCACGUGUCAUUAUUAAUGCUUUCCUUAUGUCUGACUGGUGUAUGCCAAUGUUUUACAGCACCACGUGAGACAUUCAUAUUUUUAUAAUUAAGGAAUUCAAUUUUUAGACAGAAUUUCCAUCAUUAUUCAAGUUAUUGUUAUGUAACUAUUAUGAUAUUUUAUAAUCACUGUUAAGGGAAAGGGGAUUGUUUCCAUCACGUGCAGAUACGUAUCUUAAGGUUCAUAUUUAUUACACUUCAGAUUAGGAUGAUGUGAAUAUAAAACUAAUGGGACAAUUAAUGCCGGGAUCAAAGCACGGGCAAAGCUUGAAGAUGACGUCACAGGGUGUCCUCUGAGGAUCAUGUUUUUGGAUUGUUUUGCAAAUCAUACAUUUUGUUUUUAUCUGCUUUGAUAUUGGUGAUGGGACACUAACCUGAUGUAUGUUUAAGAAAUAAUAAAAAGUGAUAUAUGCCAAAGGAAA
Messenger RNA from Pseudoliparis swirei, 2948 nucleotides. It is a transcript of the gene camk2d1, whose product is annotated as calcium/calmodulin-dependent protein kinase (CaM kinase) II delta 1. Gene Ontology annotation, biological process: protein phosphorylation. Gene Ontology annotation, cellular component: neuron projection; cytoplasm. Gene Ontology annotation, molecular function: calmodulin binding; ATP binding; calcium/calmodulin-dependent protein kinase activity. NCBI's taxonomy places the organism in Eukaryota, Metazoa, Chordata, Actinopteri, Perciformes, Liparidae. The record is from RefSeq and is a predicted model, not a curated record. The transcript is spliced from 20 exons. Bases 224 to 1759 code for a protein of 511 amino acids.